Messenger RNA from Jaculus jaculus (lesser Egyptian jerboa), 201 nucleotides. Its product is annotated as cAMP-dependent protein kinase inhibitor gamma-like. The coding region runs from base 1 to 201 and encodes 66 amino acids. Lineage: Eukaryota; Metazoa; Chordata; Mammalia; Rodentia; Dipodidae. Gene Ontology annotation, molecular function: cAMP-dependent protein kinase inhibitor activity. The record is from RefSeq and is a predicted model, not a curated record. Gene Ontology annotation, biological process: negative regulation of protein kinase activity. The transcript has a single exon.
AUGAUGGCAGUUAAGUCCUCCUACUUGGGUUUCAUCUCCUGUGACCAGACAGGCUGUCAGAACACGGUCCCUGACAUCCAUGGAGGCUCUGAGCCUGGGAAGGUAGCAGGAAGCAUGGGUGACCUGGCUCUGCAUGGGGCAGAAAGACAGGUAGAAAGAAGCACCUCAGAUGAGGAGGCCAGCAGCCAGCCUGAGAGCUGA